AUGGAGGCCUUCACGGUCGCGGGGUCCGCUCUGCGCCAUGCCGGUGCGACUCCCGCCGCAGCCCCUGCGCCCGCAGCCGAGGCGCCGCUCGGAGCAGGCCUCGUCGCGGCCCCCGCGCCGCCCAGCAGCGCCUCCGUGGCCGCCGCGAUGGCCGCUGCCGGCUCGGCCGUCCUGGCGGCGGGGCGGCGCACGCGCAAGACGCAGCGCGAGAGGCGCCUCGCGCGCCAGGCGGCGCCCCCCCGCCCGGCCGCGGCGGCGGCAUUCUGCGGGAGCCGCGCAGCGGCCCCCGCGGAGGUGUGCACCAGCCUGCGUGCCGAGACGUCCGUGGAGGACGGGGGCAAGGCCGCGGAGGGCGCACCAGCGUCGGCAGCCAUCGCAGACGUCGUGGGCUGGUACAACCUGCAGUGGAAGGGAGGCGCCUUCGAGGUCUGUUUCCGACCGGUAGGCACGUUCUUCUGCCCCAAGUUCCAGGCGCCGGCUACCUGGCAGAUGGAGGGAAACGUGAUCAGAGUGGACUGGUCAAAGUUUGGGAAGUAUCAGCUCACCUUCGACCCCGCGUCGAAGCACAUGGAGGGCCAUGCCGUACCAGAAAACAAAGGGGACGAUAAUAAUUGGAGGAAGGCCGACUUCGUGCGUCCACUGAGCGCGGAGGAGUUGGCACUGAUCGGCGACGGCGCAGGCUCAGAGUGGAACUUCGAGUGGAGCGGGGGCAAAUUCCCGGUGCAGUUUAAGGCCGACGGAUACAAUCAUUUCAAGUGCGAUGAUUUCCCAGCGCACGCGCAUUGGGACUGGGACCAGCAGAAGGAGUUGGUCACGAUCCAUUGGGGCCAGUACGGAACCUACGAGAUGAAGAUCAACGGCGUGGAGAAGACCAUGGAGGGAGCUGCCAAGGGGAAGCCCGAGGAGUGGCGGAAAGCCAAGCUCUUGAGAAACUUGACUGGCAACAAGGCGGUGGAGCACUGCGAGCACCACUGA
Prorocentrum cordatum is the source of this 975-nucleotide messenger RNA. NCBI's taxonomy places the organism in Eukaryota, Dinophyceae, Prorocentrales, Prorocentraceae. The record is from the annotation of a GenBank genome assembly.